UUAUUUGAUUGGAUCUAGUCAAGUUAUCUUUUCCCUCAACGAAUAAAUAUAUAUUUGUGCUCAAGUCACACCUUGUGUUUCACUAUAAUCUUAAACCAAAACCAAAACCCAUCUUAGUUGUUCUAACUUGUUUCCAUAUGCUGAAGCCUUUUGUUUGUGGCACUUUUCGUCACCAUGAAGAAGAUGGUGUACCAUGUUCAAGCCCCAAGAAGUCAAAAAGAAAAGAUAACAAAAACCCUUACUCCAAUCGAGGGUUGGACAAGUUUUCUGCACUUUUGGCUGAUCUUGACGAGAGAAGGCAAAAGGUUUACUCACAGAUGAGUCCUCACGAGAUAUCUUUGGUUCGGUUUGCGUAUUCUAGCAACGAUGAUUUCGUUCCCAUCGUGGUGAAGGUGAAAAACAAGGAUCAGAAGAAACACAAGAGCGAAGAACUCGGGGUGAGACACUUGCAAUCUUUCUCGGAGCAGUUGGAGAAAUCUGCUGAAGAAGCAACCGUUGAAGAAAGGAAGCAACAACCAAGGUCGUUGGAAUCACAUCAUCAUAAGAAGGAUUUUAUUUUUGGCUUUUCUUGGAACAUGUUCAAGUGGCCAUCUUUCUACGUGCCUGUGGUUGUGAUACUGAUUUUGGUUUUCUUGACCGUGUUUGGGAGAUCCGUUGCAACACUUUGCACAUGUGUCGUGUGGUAUUUGGUCCCCAUGUUGAGUGAAUAUAAAUAUAAUAGCUCAAAAGCAAGGAAAUCGAUUAUGAAUUCGAAGAAGAAGGAUUAUGUGAGGGGGUGGUUGAAUGAAAUGAAGAAUCCUCGUGAAGAGUUAGCUUCUCCAACAAGUGGUGAUUCCAAGGCUUAUAAUAAUAAUAUUGGCAAGAGAUCAGGGAAGCAUGGCCACCAGAAAAGCUGGUGACGAUCCAUUAUUUUAUAUAAUUCGUUCUUUUAUUUUUUGGGUUUCUUCUUCUAUUUCCAAUUUAUGGGUUGGGAAUAGGGUUUUUCCUUGUGUAAAUAUGCAUGUCUACUUUUUUCUUGGUCAUGUUCUUGAGACAGGUUGAAACUUCAAUCCUUCUCUUGUUGGCAUUUUGCCAGUGUAAAUUGUGGAAUAGUUAGGAGAAACUAUAGAUGCACAUUAUGUUUUU
Cajanus cajan (pigeon pea) is the source of this 1125-nucleotide messenger RNA. RefSeq lists its product as uncharacterized. Lineage: Eukaryota; Viridiplantae; Streptophyta; Magnoliopsida; Fabales; Fabaceae. The record is from RefSeq and is a predicted model, not a curated record.